CAUUCCCUCUCUCCCUCUCUUCUCCAACCACAAACCUCCCAACUCCCACAAAACAACCCUAACCCAAAAACCUCCCAAUAUGCCAACCGUGCACUCAACUCCAUACCGCCACAUGGACAACCCAUCUCUCCUCUCCCUCCUCCACCACACCACCACCACCACCACAACUACUGCCGCCGCCACCGAUAACCAACACCGCAAGAGACUCAAAAAGCAUUCUUCCACCGGCGGCGGCCUUCUCCGCAUGUUCAAGCUCUUCCCAAUGCUAACAACAGGCUGCAAGAUGAUCACCCUCUUAGCCACCGGCCGCCACCGGAAACCCCUCCUGACCGACAACGCCACCACCGGAACCCUAUUCGGGUACCGGAAAGGCAAGAUAAUCCUCACCAUCCAGGAAGACCCCCACCGGCUCCCCGUCUUCGUCAUAGAACUCCCUCUACCAACCACCGUAUUCCACAAAGAAAUGGCUUCCGACGUCGUCAGAAUCGCGCUGGAGAGCGACACCAAGACCCAAAAGAAGAAACUACUGGAGGAGUUUGUUUGGGGGGUGUUUUGCAAUGGGAGGAAAGUUGGGUACUCGAUUAGGAGGAUGGAAAUGGGGGAGGAGGAGAUGCAUGUUAUAAAGCUGUUGAGAGGGGUGUCGAUGGGCGCCGGAGUUCUGCCUGCGCCGCCGUCGGAGAAGCCGGCGGCGGCCGCCGACGGGGAGUUGACUUAUAUAAGGGCCAGGUUUGAAAGGGUGGUGGGGUCUAAGGAUUCUGAGUCGUUGUAUAUGAUUAAUCCUGAUGGUGGAGCUGGGCCUGAGUUGAGCAUUUUCUUUCUCAGAGUGCAUUAGGAUCUUCUUCUUCUUUUUUCUUUUCUCUGAUAUCAUUAUAGUUAGAUACAUCUUUUCUAUAAUUUUGUUUUUGUUUUUGUUUUUUGUUGAAAAAAAAAAACUGAAAUAAAGAGAUUGGAGUACUCGUGGAGAA
Messenger RNA from Rhododendron vialii, 965 nucleotides. RefSeq names its product protein MIZU-KUSSEI 1. Lineage: Eukaryota; Viridiplantae; Streptophyta; Magnoliopsida; Ericales; Ericaceae. Gene Ontology annotation, biological process: hydrotropism. The record is from RefSeq and is a predicted model, not a curated record. Bases 80 to 832 code for a protein of 250 amino acids. The transcript has a single exon.